GAUCUCGGGUCAACAACUUUUACUCGAGCUGCGUAGGAGCUACUCUGGAUGCUGGUUAUUGUCGUAGUUAAAGUGUCCGGUCAGGCACAAUCCGUUUAGAAUAUAUAUAUAUAUAUAUAAAAAACUACAUUUUCACUCAGCCUGUUGUGGGACAGAAGGCAGCAGUGAAGAGCUCACACUGGUCAUGGCAAAGAAGUCAACUCCAGGCUGGUUUGGAGUUUUUCUCUCUACAACGACCAUAGCCAUUAUUGUGGUGGGGAGUCCGGUCAGCGCUCAGCAUUCCCGGGGCCGGUUCAACCGUCCCACCAGGACCUCUGAGCCUCUUGUGACACCUGCCCGUGUCUCAAGGGUUUAUCUGAGCCCGGAUCAGCUCAGACGGCUGCACUUCAAGCCCACCAUAGGCUCCAUCCAGCUGUCAGAGGGCCAUGAGGCCAAAUUCAACUGCUCCAUCGACAUCCCUGAUGCCAGGCUGGAGCCCACCAUCAUCUGGGUGAAGAACGGCCAGGACCUGGCGGGAAACAUACAGGUGGUGAUCAAUGAUCUCCAGACCAUCACAGAUGGGGUCAUAACUCUCCUAUCCACUGUCAGCAUUAUCCAUGUGCAGCGAGUGGAUGCUGGGGAUUAUCGCUGCAGACUGAAUAUCGGCAACACAAUGGUUCAGUCUCAGCCAAUCACCAUCAUGGUGGAAGGUCUACCGACAUUUCUCUCUCAACCAGAGGACAGCAACGUCACAAGAAACACACCUUUCACGCUGUCAUGUGAGGCGGUAGGACCUCCAGACCCUGUUAAAAUCCGCUGGCUCCGUGAUGGAUUACCUGAUAGUGACUUUCAUAACUCUCCCAGCAGCUACUCCGUGGCAGGUGUGCACAAGUACACUCAGUUCAGCUGUGAAGCUUACAACACGAAGGGUGUCAGCACCUCCAGAGAAGCAAAUAUCAACAUCAAAGUACUUCCCGACCCUGUGUCUAAUUUUACUGUGAUGGAGAGGCAGUCCAAUAAGUUGAUGUUGAGCUGGAGCCCCGGACAUGAUGGUUUCUCUCCAAUAACUAAAUGCCAUAUCAGGGUUAAAGAGGUGAGUCAGAGGAAAGGGGAGGUGAUGACCACCAGGUUCAUCAACGUCACAGUGCCGCCUUUCCAGUGCAUAGUCCCCGGGCUGCAGGCUAUGACGUGGUACAACAUGAGUGUUUCCUGCAACAAUGAGGUGGGAGCCUCUCCUGUCACCAUGUGGAUCCAGAGCAACACCACAGAGGGAGUGCCAUCAGUUUAUCCCCGAAAUGUCACAGCACAGCUGAAUGAGUCUUGGCUGGUUAUCAGGUGGAAACCUCCCCCAUAUGAUAAGAUAAAUGGCAUCCUGCGUGGUUAUGAAGUUACUGUCAAACAUGGCACACAAGUAAACAAGAUCCACAGUGACACCACCGUGGCCUUUGUAAAUGUGCAGGAAUUCAACACAACCUACAGUGUGGAGGUGGCUGCAUGCACACAGGCAGGGAGCGGCAUGGUCAGCCCACCAGUCUGGCUGUUUGUGCCAGAGGACAAGUCAGUGGCGUCCCCAUCGUCCGGCCCUGACACCAUGGGUCCAGACUCUGUCUAUGUUGUGCUGGCCGUGGUGUGUGUCGUCUGUCUUCUGCUGCUUCUCCUCUGGGGGGGUAUCUGUCUACACAACAGGUCUUCUGACUCUUUGUUUGGGCGGUUAUUUGGAGGUGCAGAAAAGGUGCAGCCUUUCGUGCAGUACAAACCCGAGAGAUCCUACAACCGAUCAGCCAUAGGAAUCACACUUGAGAACCUUGGUGUUAGUGAUGAACUCCAGGCCAAACUUCAGGACAUGAUGGUCAUGAGGAACUUGCUCUCCAUAGGAAAGAUUCUUGGAGAGGGUGAAUUUGGCUCCGUGGUGGAGGGACAUUUACGACAACCAGACGGAACAUCAGAAAAAGUUGCUGUGAAGACAAUGAAACUGGAUAGCUUCUCUCAAAGGGAGAUUGAAGAGUUCCUGAAUGAGGCAGCCUGCAUGAAAGAUUUCAACCACCUUAAUGUCAUCAAACUGCUCGGUGUGUGCUUGGAAGUAGGCGCGGGACAUUUUCCCAAGCCCAUGGUCAUCCUGCCAUUCAUGAAAUACGGAGAUCUUCAUAGCUUCCUGCUGCGCUCACGCCUGGGAGACAGUCCAAUGUUCUUACCCACUCAGACACUCCUGAAGUUCAUGGUUGACAUUGCUUUGGGUAUGGAGUAUCUUAGUGGUCGUAACUUUCUGCAUCGUGACUUGGCGGCUCGCAACUGCAUGCUGCGUGAUGACAUGACAGUGUGUGUAGCAGACUUCGGGUUAUCUAAGAAGAUCUACAGCGGAGAUUAUUACAGGCAGGGCAGAAUAGCCAAAAUGCCUGUAAAAUGGAUUGCAGUAGAGAGUCUCGCAGAUAGAGUUUUUACUGUAAAGAGUGAUGUGUGGGCAUUUGGCGUCACCAUGUGGGAGAUCGCUACACGAGGCAUGACACCAUACCCCGGGAUCCAGAACCAUGAAAUUUAUGACUACCUUCUUGAAGGACAGAGGCUGAAGCAGCCAGGAGACUGUUUGGAUGAGCUGUAUGAGAUCAUGUACAACUGCUGGAGGGCCGAUCCGCUGGACCGACCUUUCUUUCCCCAACUGAGGGAAAUGUUGGAGAAGCUCACAGAAAAGCUCCCAGAGUCUUUCAGCAAGGAAGAUAUCAUCUAUAUUAACACCAGCUUUCCUGAAGAGGACCAUGAUGGAGAAACACUGGCACCUACAGAACAUCCUAUGUUCAACUCGUCCCCUUCCUGCAGUCAUCAGGCAGCAGAAAAUUCAGUAGUUACUGCGGACAUUCAUGGCAGCCUGGAGGAUGAGGAUGAGGAGGACGAUGAUGAUCGCUAUGUGGUGGUGAUCUCCCCUGAUCCUUCCCUGAGAUCUCCUGCAGUGUGCACUCCUCUUUUAUCAAGUGAUGCUUUAAGUCAAGCUAAUGAAGACAUGGUUACUGAUGUGACGGCUAUGGAUCACAGCUCAAAUGACACUUCUUUACUUCUGUAAAGAUUGGUACCGAGCAGAUCAAAUAAAAUGAAAUAAAACUGUCACCGUGGUUCAUCAGUACUAAACAGUAUGCCUCGUUGCACUGCGAGCACCUUGACAUUUCCUGAUGUGGACUUUCUGUAAUAUGUUUGUAAGCAGUUUAUGCUUAACAUGGCCAGCAUGCAUGUCAGUGUUAGAAUGUUGUCUACGUGUGUCAAUGUCAAAUAUGUUAAUGCACAUGUUCCAUAAGCUUAAGAUACACUGAACUGUGAAAUUGUUUACUAUAUUGAAUUUUGUGUUGCAAUGUAAAUAUAGAAAUGUACAGAACAUUUGUAAAGUGAUCUUAUGAUGUAAUAAAAUAAAUACAUGAUUCAUAGAUUAAAAUUAGAUACAUUUAAAAAGUAGAGGCUACAACAAUGGAAACAUAUUCUUUCAAAAAUAACUGCACUAAAAUAUUGAAGUUUAAAUAUAAAAUCCCACUUAGAGACUAAACUAAAAACUAGGACCAUACUCUAAAGUGCCUGGUCCAGGCAGCAUACACUCUGGACAUAGAAAUGCAAGUGUAGAUGCCGUAAAUAGUUUUGUAUUGUUAUAGCAAGGUGCUUCAUUGGAAUUGCAUGGAUCACUAUUGAGAAUUACUAAUGAAAUACAUGCACGUGUGUAAUGCACAGUAUGUAUGGGUAUGCUAUAUUAGAUGUUAAAUAUAUGUAGUGGGUAUCAUAGGGUAGUAGGCUAUAUUUGUAGAGUCAAAAGCACCAUAUGUCUCUGAAAUUUAGAGUAAAAUUGUCACAAAAUGGAAAUAUUCAGGUAAAUGCCAGCACUUAAACUGUAUUUGUGUAAAAAAUACUUUAGUAAAGAUCAUUGGAAGCUGAUAGGAGAAUCAAUGUCA
Messenger RNA from Perca fluviatilis (European perch), 3899 nucleotides. RefSeq names its product c-mer proto-oncogene tyrosine kinase a (gene mertka). Gene Ontology annotation, biological process: protein phosphorylation; positive regulation of kinase activity; multicellular organism development. The transcript is spliced from 19 exons. Bases 185 to 3031 code for a protein of 948 amino acids. The record is from RefSeq and is a predicted model, not a curated record. Gene Ontology annotation, molecular function: transmembrane receptor protein tyrosine kinase activity; ATP binding; protein binding. NCBI's taxonomy places the organism in Eukaryota, Metazoa, Chordata, Actinopteri, Perciformes, Percidae. Gene Ontology annotation, cellular component: signaling receptor complex.